ACGUCAUAAUUUGUGUACUAGCAAAGCGGACAUUUUAGAAGUUUGAAGGUAAAGGAGUUUAGCUGACGACUUUCAUAUAAUAUUUUCGUCUCAGAAAUUUGAGGUGUAGUUAUGAUGGUUUUAUAAUUUAAUUCAAGAACCGGGUCGACCUCGUUUUUGAACUAGUAAAGAAGUUGAGUCCAAUAUUUUUGUAUCGUAUGCGGGCGAGAUCCUGCUGCUAGCCCGUCAUUUUGCAAGUGUGCGUUGUUUUUUAGGCCGUUUAAAGAGGGCCCUUUCAGCUCUGACGCAAAAUCUCGUUUUUUUUUACUUCAAAAUAGACGUAUGGCCCGUGAACGUAUAAAUUAUAACUUGUGUCUUUGUGAUUUUAUUAAGAUAGCUAGAUUAGAAGCCCUUUGGAAUAUUGCUAGGCCAACUGGCUUGCUAGCUAACAAUUGACAACCCCGCGUGCGCCAUCAGCUUUGUGAACGUGAAUUAGCCAUUAGCUAGCUAGUUUACGUUACUUGCUAAUCUAAUUUAGAGACCAUGGCAGAGUUGUACAUUCGCGUGGGAGAGGAUGAAAACGAAGAGCCAAUGGAGAUUCCAUCUGAGGAUGAUGGCACUGUUUUGCUGUCAACAGUAGCAGCCCAGUUUCCCGGAGCGUGCGGCCUACGUUACAGGAGCCCUGCGUCUCAGUGCAUGCGAGGCGUCCGUCUAGUUGAGGGCAUCUUGCAUGCACCUGAGAAUGACUGGGGUAGUCUGGUGUACGUCGUCAACUACCCAAAAGAUAACAAAAGGAAGAUGGAUGAAAUGGAUGCUGCCUCUGCUGUAAAAAUGAAGAGAGGUAUUGAUAGAACAUCAGACCUCAUUAUCCUUGGGUUGCCAUGGAAAACAUCUGAGCAAGAUUUGAAAGACUACUUCGCCACUUUUGGAGAAGUCAUCAUGGUGCAGGUCAAAAGAGAUGUCAAGACUGGGAACUCAAAAGGGUUUGGCUUUGUUCGGUUCACUGAGUAUGAGACUCAAUCCAAAGUGAUUUCUCAGCGACACAUGAUCGAUGGAAGAUGGUGUGACUGCAAACUACCAAACUCUAAGGCAGGGGCUGAUGAGCCCAUGCGCAACUGUAAAAUCUUUGUUGGCCGCUGCACAGAGGACAUUACCACUGAUGAGCUCCGACAGUUCUUCAUGCAGUAUGGCGAGGUCACCGACGUCUUUAUUCCCAAACCCUUCCGGGCGUUUGCAUUUGUCACUUUCUCAGACGACCAGGUUGCCUCAGCAUUGUGCGGAGAGGACCUGAUCAUCAAGGGUGUCAGCGUGCACAUCUCCAACGCCGAGCCUAAGCACAAUAAUAUUAACCAACUGUUUUCGAAUUUCCCGGGAAGAAGCCCCUCGUUGGCAGCAAUGUUCGACCGAACUCAGUAUCGGUACCCCUCUUCCCAUGUGUAAAUGCUUUGCCAUCAAAAGACACAGCUUCACUCUGCAUAUACUGUGUUAGACGGUGGGUGUUGCCUUUUUUUCUCCCCUCUUCAUGGAUAUACAAAUCUUGUCUGCUUUUUGUAUCGCUUUUGAGAACAAUGCGAUUGGUGGUGGCCAAAGAGUGAGACUGAGUGAGCGAACGGGAAAGAAAGCAAGUGUGAAGAGGACUGGUUGUGCGAUGCUAAAGGGCCAGAUGUCUGCGAGAGUUAAGAAUAACCUGUGGCUUUGUGCGAGUGUGAAAGGAAGAAGCAAGUACGAGUGUGUUCCAUAUGACCAUCAAAAGGACAUUUAUCGCAUAUUGAGAUCCCCAAAGUCUCCUUUCUCUAAUAUUUCUAUCAAACUUAAUCUUAAAUACAGUGGAAUGUUUAGCGCUAUGGAUAUUUGUAUCCUUUCUUGCUGUCUGAUUUGAUGUGAAUGCUGUGUGCUUUAUUUUCUUCUUGUUCCUACCUACCCCUUUGUGUGAAAAUGUGACCUGUCGGUGAUUCUGUGUUGAGAGCACUGGGGGAGCUUGGAGGAGUGAUGUGCAAGUGAACUCGUGUGUCUUAAGAGGGUGCAGUGGCGAGCGUUUGUCAAGUCCCUAUUGAAAGUUUGUUGGCGUGUUUUUGAAUGCAUUUUAUGUUUUGUGAAUCAAAGGGAAUUCUCAAAUAAAAUUUGACUAGGUAUUUUGCCUACCUUACAGUGACUUUUUAUUUUUUACUUAACAUUAAUUGUACUGCCAACACUUUAAUUCGCAUGUAUAGGGGGGACCUUGGACACGGCUGGCCCAGGUUUACAUCUGAACCCCAGAGUGAAGUCAAUUUUCGGGAAGCUGAAGACUGGAGUUUGCACUGUUGGUUGGGGCCUGCAGAAUGCCUUAUGCCUGGAAAGGGACUUCUUCACCUCACUAACAAGACCCCUUGGAUCACCCCACUGAAAUUUAUAACAGACCAUUCUCAAAUUGGGCAGAGGUAUUUAGUUGUAUACCUUCAAACAAGUACAUUUUAAAAGCAACGCCAACAUUUAAUUUAUGUAACGAAUUACCUGCUAUUUAGUGACCAUGUUUUUGUUGAGUCCUUUUUAUAUAUAUAUUUUUUUUUUUAGAAAUGACCCGACUAAAUCUUACAUUUGAAAGAUUCCUUUUGUGUCAUUCAUUUAUGCUUUGUCCCAAUACAGCCAUCGGUUAUUGUAAAUGGAAAGAUUUAAGUUAAAGGCUUUUAUUAAAAGUAUUCCGUUGAUCUCUUUUUCAUGUGGUUCGAAAUGUACGAGUUUUGUUGGAUUUACGGGACCUUAAAUUAUUUUGUGGCUGUAAAGGGGAGUGACUCGAGUCAGUUUUACAGGGUUUUAGAUAUUUGGAAAAUUCUUGAACUCGCCAGUGGCAGGUUCAAUGAGUUAGCCAGCUAACUUGCCUAUAUAUUUUGAAAACUUUUGGGCAUGGUCUAAUUGACUCGAACAACCAACAACACAUAUGUAAGUUUAGCUUCUGGUUCUUUAUCAAAGUUAGCUGGCUAACUAAUUGAACCUACUUUGUAGUAUACCCCUCACAAAUUGUGUUAAUUAUGUACAGACAUGGAACUCUUAUUUUUAGUUCACUGAAGUGUAAAAUAAAGUUUUAAAUUUGUAAUAA
Messenger RNA from Salvelinus fontinalis (brook trout), 3052 nucleotides. RefSeq names its product TAR DNA binding protein a (gene tardbpa). The record is from RefSeq and is a predicted model, not a curated record. Gene Ontology annotation, biological process: regulation of gene expression. The transcript has 6 exons. The coding region runs from base 523 to 1419 and encodes 298 amino acids. Gene Ontology annotation, molecular function: RNA binding. Gene Ontology annotation, cellular component: nucleoplasm. NCBI's taxonomy places the organism in Eukaryota, Metazoa, Chordata, Actinopteri, Salmoniformes, Salmonidae.